GCAAAAAAUACUCAUAUCAACAACACAUUAAUUAGCAUUACUCUCAACUUCCACAAAGAAAAAAAAAAAAUAUGAACACCCCUUUGCUACUACUUUCACUUACUAUUAUCCCAUUUACCUUAUGUGUACCCAACCCCUCAAGACUACUCUUAUCAUCAUCAUCAGCAUCAACAGCUCCAGUUCUCGACAUUAAUGGUGACAAAGUCCAAGCUGGUCCCAACUAUUUCAUCUUACCAGUGAUUCGCGGAAGAGGAGGGGGGCUCUAUCCAUCUAACGUCAAACAAACCAACACUUGUCCUAGGGACAUUAUUCAAGAAGCCAACGAGGUACAACAAGGAUUGCCUGUUGUGUUUACACGUGUCGACGCCAAAAAAGGCGUCGUACGUGUAUCCACUGAUGUUAAUGUCAGGUUUUAUACACCAACUAUAUGUGCUAGAGAAACUAUAUGGAAAAUAGGGGAGUAUGAUGAUAAGUUGAAGCAGUAUUUUGUGGUGACUGGUGGAGUUGAAGGGAAUCCUGGUCGUGAAACUGUGGGUAAUUGGUUCAAGAUUGAGAAAUUUGGUUCGGAUUAUAAGUUUGUGUACUGUCCAAGUGUGUGCAAGUUUUGUAAAGUUAUCUGUAAAGAUGUAGGGAUUUUUAAUAUGGAUGGAGUUAGGUUUUUGGCUCUAAGUGACACUCCAUUUAAGGUCAUGUUCAAGAAGACUUUCUGAGACGCUUGCGUCAUGACACUUUCUCGAAUUUCGUGCAUAGCGAAAACUUGUAUUUCUCCAAUUUUAUGAUUAAUUGAGAGCUUUGGUUUCUAAUA
Messenger RNA from Capsicum annuum, 805 nucleotides. Its product is annotated as kunitz trypsin inhibitor 5. Bases 72 to 710 code for a protein of 212 amino acids. The record is from RefSeq and is a predicted model, not a curated record. Gene Ontology annotation, molecular function: endopeptidase inhibitor activity. The transcript has a single exon. Lineage: Eukaryota; Viridiplantae; Streptophyta; Magnoliopsida; Solanales; Solanaceae.